AUGCUCUGGGCCGUCCACUUAUUUUGUAUUUGGGCCGGCGUUUGUACGUUAGAAGCCCCGCUCGUUAACACAAAGUUUGGCCAGAUCCGAGGGCUCGAUUUUGAGCGCAGCGAUGGCCAAUGGUCAGAGUUGUUCCUCGGAAUUCCGUUCGCAAAGCCGCCCGUUGGGGAGUUGAGGUUUGAGAAACCAGUUAUGGUGGAUAAAUGGGAAAACGUGUUGGAUGCAACAAAAUAUGGGCCUUCAUGCCCGCCACACAACAAAUCGGUGACAUUUCCGCCCUCUAGUGAGGAUUGCUUGCAUCUUUCCAUUAUUCGGCCGAAAGAUUUGGAUGAACAGCGAAAGCUUCCCGUGCUAGUCUGGGUCCAUGGGGGCGGAUAUUCUGCUGGCUCUGCUGCCAAUUACCCGUAUCCGGGCCUGGCAAACAUCUACAACGCUCAACGCGUGAUCGUCGUCGAAAUCCAGUACAGACUCGGAUUCCUCGGCUUCUUCUCGGAUGGCGACAAUUUACCCGGAAAUUUUGGUCUCUGGGACCAGCUUGCCGCCCUGAAAUUCGUGCAAGAGGUUAUCGAGGAUUUUGGUGGAGACAAAGAGAAGGUAACAAUUUGGGGAUUGUCAGCUGGUGGAGCAUCUGUUUCUCAACUCGCUUUAAGUCCAGAAGCUGACGGACUAUUCCGAGGUCAGAUCGCAAUGUCUGGAGGCUCGUUGAUGAACUGGGCGUUUGGGGAGAAUGUGCUCAAUCAUUCGAGGGCCUUGGCCAAAGAAUUGGGCUGCCCCUUCAACAGCGGCCUGAAACCUUGCCUAAAAGCUCUGCCACUAGAGAAAUUCUACGAGGCCGUCGAACCCUUGGGCAGCACACAGUAUAGUUUGGAUCUGUUAAAAUGGCACCCGAGAAUUGAUGGGGAUUUGUAUCCGGAGAGCGCUGAAAAAUUGAUUGAGAAAAUGCCAAAACGACCCCAAAUCAUGGGCGUGGCCUUGAAGGAAAGCUUGUUCUUUGUCGUUCUCAACCUUGCCAAAUCUAUUCAUAAAUUGGAGGUCGAUCCGCGGGAAUUUAAGAAUUUCGAUAGAGCUGAAUUGGAGCGGAGGAUAAAAGAUCUCGUCGCAAAUUCUGAAUAUUAUCACGAUCAAAAGGACGCCGUUUUCGAGAAGGUCUUUGCAGAAUAUACACGAGGGGAAGAGCAUAAGCAGCCUGGAUUUUAUUUGGAGAUGUAUUCAAAAUUGCUCUCGGAUCUGAAUUUUAAUGUGGGUCUCGUGCGUGAAGCGCAGCUACGCGCGGAAAAUGAUCUUCCCACUUUUGUCUAUUUGACGGAGCAUUUCAACAAGGCCAUUUAUCCGGAAGGCUAUGAAGUGACAGGAGCCACACAUGUCUGCGAGUUGCCCUACGUCUUCGAGCUGUUCCCGUUGGGGAAGUAUGCAAUUCAAGGAAAUCCUGUUGAAGAAAAAGUCAACCAAUUCUUCCAACAGUCGUUUAUAAAUUUUGUGAAAACCGGACAACCAGUGAACAAAAUCUCUCCCUGGCCUUCAGUCACCACUGAAAAUGUGGCCGACCUGCCGUACGUGCAUAUCACCGACAGUCCGCGACUGCAACGAGGCGGAUAUUUCGCGCGGGAGACCGAAUUCUGGAAUCGAAUCGCGCGCGACUAUCACUUUGACGCGGUCACGCUGACGAAAACGGAGAAAAACGGCAAAUCCGAGCUU
Molecule: messenger RNA, 1695 nt
Organism: Mesorhabditis spiculigera
Lineage: Eukaryota; Metazoa; Nematoda; Chromadorea; Rhabditida; Rhabditidae
Source: the annotation of a GenBank genome assembly